AUGGCUUCUUCUGAGCACUAUGUGGUAGUUUUCCCUUUCAUGGCUCAAGGCCACACCCUGCCGUUGCUGGACUUGUCCAUGGCCAUUUCGGGUUUCGGGGUCAAAGUCACAAUCAUCACGACCCCAUCGAAUGCCCCAAAGAUCCUAUCAGAAGUCUCGAUGAACCCAAACAUCGCCCUUUCCAUACUCCCAUUUCCCAGAGUUGAGGGCAUCCCUGAGGGCUGUGAGAACACCGCUGAUUUGCCCUCUGGGGAUCUCUUCCUCCCUUUUGUGGCUGCGACUAAGUCCCUCAAGCAACCAUUCGAGGAUUUCCUGAGGAAUGCGUGCGAGACCGGGCGUGCCCCUCUGUGCGUCAUCUCGGACUUCUUCCUGGAAUGGACGCUCGAUGUAUGUAACUUAUUCGGCAUUCCUAGGAUUGUGUUCCAUGGUUUGGGUGUGCUGACGAUGUCUAUCUCCAAGGCUGCUUUCCGGAAUGCCCUUGGAUUGGACGGCAUUAGAGGUGAGCAUGAUCCUGAGGAUUCUCGCCCUCUUGAUCUGAAACCCCUGGGUAUAAGCCUUGCGUUCACAGUUUACAAGACCGACAUUCCUGCCCUGAAUAGGUUGAAGGAUCUGAACAAUCCAUGGAGGAAAGCCCUGGCGGAGACUGAAAAAUCAGACGAGAACAGCUGGGGUGUCCUAGUGAACAGCUUUGAGGGACUGGAGGGCGACUAUGUUGCUUCCCUGGAAAGUGUUUUCAAUCAUGGGGCAAGGGCUUGGUGUGUUGGCCCAGGACUGCUAUGGAAGCUGCCUUGCCAAGCCGAUAUCCUGCCCCAAAAUCACAAAUCUAACCCAUACAUGGAGUGGCUCAACGUCAAAUUGGUGGAAAUGGACGGUGUGAUUUACGUAUCGUUUGGAACACAGUCUCACCUAUCGGAUAAGCAGAUGGAUGAGAUUGCCCGCGGGCUGGAAAUGUCAGGAAAGGCAUUCGUCUGGGUGGUUAGGUCGACAAGUUGGGCGUGUUCCGACAUAGGGUGGGAAGCAAGGGUGAAGGACAAGGGGUUGGUGGUGCGAGACUGGGUGCACCAACGGGCCAUCCUAACACACCCUUUAGUGCGGGGGUUCAUCAGCCACUGUGGAUGGAACUCAGUGCUCGAAAGCUUGUGUUCCGGGGUGCCUAUACUGGCUUGGCCAGUGGACCAUGAUCAACCGCUAAAUGCUCGAAUUGUGGCGAAGAGGUUUGGGGCUGGGAUCAUGCUGAAGGAGGAGGGGGCUGUCGGAGGGAUAAUCGGGGCCGAUUUGAUAUCGAAGGGGGUGAAGGAACUGAUGGGGGGAGAGAGAGGAAGGCAGGCCAGGGAGAGGGCAGGGGAGAUAGCGAGGAAGGCAAGGGAAGCAGUGGAAAUUGGCGGGUCUUCUUACAAGAAAUUGGAUGAACUGAUUCAAUGUUUGAAGAGGGAGAAAAAGGCGGGAGAUAUGGGUCUUGAUUGUUGAAGUAAUUAGUUAGGAGCAUCAAUAAGAGCAAUGAUAAC
This is a messenger RNA of Punica granatum (pomegranate), 1505 nucleotides long. NCBI's taxonomy places the organism in Eukaryota, Viridiplantae, Streptophyta, Magnoliopsida, Myrtales, Lythraceae. The record is from RefSeq and is a predicted model, not a curated record.